AAUUUUUUUUUUUUUUUGGCAACAGUGAUUUUGCAAAUUAUCAACCUUGACAUUGCUUAUUUAAUCUAUUUAUAGAAAAUUCUCUUCCCAUCUUCCUCUUUUCAUUUCAAAAAGUUUUUCUUUGGGUUUCCUUAUAUCGCCCACACAUUUUCCCAUUCAAGUACCAAAGUGUUGAAACGCCUUUGCUUAAAAAAAAACCUCAUAGCUUAUCAAUACUUCAUUGUUUUUUCCCACCGGAUACGCUAAAGACUCCAUUUACGAAAAUGGACUUUCUCUUCAUGGGAUGACGUGUGAUAAAAUAUUUCGUCUAGGUCACAGCUGUGUCUUCCAAUUCACUUCAACUCUGGCACUCUUUGUCAGACACGAAGAUAAUUUGCUUUCAAAUUUCUAAAUCGUAUUCUCGAAUUUUCAUUUCUAAUUGAUAUGCAUGUACACACAAAAGUAUUUAUUUAAUCUAAAUUUAACCACCAAGAAUGUAAUAUAACAAAUAGAUGACAAUUUUACAAUGUAAAAACUAGCGACAUUAAACACGCUUCAUACUUUAAAUGCCGGGACUCGAGAGUUCAUCACCGCUGGCAGGGGGCCUCCCUCGUUGACGUCUAAACUAUUUAACACUUUUUUAGCUCACACAGGAUAAGGGAAAAUGGGAGGGGGGGCGGGAGGAAUGUCGAGCGGGUGGAUUGGUUUAAAUUCAAACUCUUUCCCCCACCUCGUAUCAGGAGGGGGUGCUCACGCGGCUACCAUGGUGAGGUAGGAGCUGAAACUGCCGCCCCCCCCCCCCCGCACCUCUUUUGCAUUUUACGAAAUCAAUAAUAAUCUUUUCCCUUUGCAACUUGUUGUAUGACUUAAGAGACCAAUCCUUGAUUCACAGCUGCGGUCACAGGUUGGGAAUACGUAAUCACCAGGAGCUGUUACACUUUCACCCAUCUUUCUACUUCUGGUGUGUCCAGCAAUCCAGCACCCUUCCUUUAUGCUUGCUCUCUGUGUGGAUCAGAGUGCCACUCUUUCCCGUCAAUGUUGAUGCUGAAGAGUUUCUUGUCGCGCCACAACUAUAGAUAAUAUUUAUGUACAAAUAGUUCCUAGACUUCUUGCUUGUCCUUGACUUGCUCCACCUGCUCAUUUUUUUAAUUUUCUUUUUUAGAUUUGGAAGAGGUAGCUUGACAAAACAAACGAAUAGGAAGUCUCAACAGUAGUAUCUAAUUGUCAUGACUUAUUAUUGACACAAAUCGAGGAAUCGGUCGAAUGUGCUUGGGGUGGGAGGGGAGCCAAUGCACCAGAGACUCAGCGUCCAACCCAUUUUUCAUGUUCCUCUCCGUGAUAUCAAGCUUAUCAGAUCUGUUGUGCUGCACAAUGAGACGCAUUUGGCAAUCCAUCAAAGUCCCACAUUUUCCUGACAGGCUAUUUACACUGCCUCUUAUUGCUGCUACUUUUACACGGUAAAGAGUUUCCUUUUAGCUAAAACUUCAAAGGGAAUUGAUCGAAUGUGUGCAAAAAUUGAUCUGUGAUUCUAAUUAAAACUUAUAUUAAGCAUAGAAGGAGUUAAAGCUAUUGAUAUGUAAAGGAGAGUUUGUAAACAGGCCUAACGGUAUGGUGUGAAUAGUGGACAGAUUUACGUCAGUUAAAUAUGUACAGGCUUGGAUUGCAGUGUGAAUAACCUGAAGUAUCUGCGCACGUCUGAUGGUGACAUGGUGUAAAUAUAGUGUUUCACUCCACGCCAGUGUCCGUGCUGAAACCCACACUUUGACAACAAAAUGUGAAAAACACAAAGUCCUAAGGGUCCAAAUGUUGGAUUCUUUCUAAAACGCCACGUUGAAAAUGAAAGAGGAGUCUGAAAACAAUGCCAGCGUCUCUCGACCUCCUCGAAAAAUGGCUGUCGCUCCACUUCAGCAUCCGGUGUUUGCUUUAUCAGGCAGAAAUAUUAAUAUUGAAGAACAAACCGAUAUGCUUCAAAAAUCAUCAUGCGAUGAAAUAGAUGAGUAUAGCAAUGAAAUCUCGACACCGCUCCCAGUACGAGUGAAAGUGUUAUCAGAUUUAGUUUCGGACGAAAAUGAGGUAUUUUGUGAAAAAGAAAAGAAUCAAUACAAAAAUAAGAACAAUGGAGCAGUUUUUACUGAAAUACAUGAAUCAUGUUCCACAAAGCUUGGUAGAGGUCUAGUCAGGUCUGCUACUUACAGAGAUAAAAGUUGUACGCUAAAUUACGAUGAAUCAAAUAAGGAAUGCCAAAACAAAUCCAGUGAAGUCUUGGAUAAAGAUCUCUUCGCUUGGAGGGAGAAAGUUAAAGGGUGUGUUUCAUUUCCUUCCCUCCCAAACAAAUUCAGACCUUUACAUAGGAGUGUAGGAAGCUGCAGCGGCAGGUUUCGUGAAGAAAAUGCUGUUUGGUCUGAAAUGGAUCAUUGCACGGGUAAAGAAAACGUCAAGUUCUACCUCCCUGAGCAAAAACCUGAUUAUCUCAUCAAUCCCAACCGGGUGGUGACUACGUACCCAGGGCGGACAACUCUUCACUAUAGAUCUUCUCUCAAACUUGAAAACGUCGUGCGCAACAAUUUGCUUCAAGACAGAAGCAGCAGACGGAUGGUAGAUAGCGAUGAGUGUCUGAAAAGCAGCAGACGGAUGGUAGAUAGCGAUGAGUGUCUGAAAAGCAGCAGCUUGCAACAGGAAGUGUCGCCUUUCCACCAAGAACUCUCUAAAGAAUCUUGCCACGGUGUCGGUGACGUGAACCAUGUCAGCCAACCCUUUUUCAAACAAAACUCUGAGCCCCCGGAAAAUGUUUCAGAGUUGAACUAUUUUUCUGAAACGAAGAGCCCCCUUCAAAGUAACAAAUCAACCACGUGCUCAUCAGACUUGUCAGAUUAUCAUAUUUUGAAGGACAUUAUCACCCACCUCAGGUUACCAACGAGAAGGGCCAGUACGAUGGCCUGGAAAGCCAAGUAUGUGGACAAAAGUCCGGGUAAUGGUUGGCUCCUAUCCAGCUCAGAUCCAUGUUCAGACGAUGGCCCUCUCACCCCAGAAAGAAAAAAUAACAUUCAGAAAUCGCUAGAAAUUUUGAAACUAGAGCUGAUGAGCCUACAACGCCAAGAUCAAGAAUUAGCCAAUCAGUUUCUCACCAUUCGCCAAACGCUCAACAAUCUUCGAUGGCACGCUCAGUGUCACAGCCAUGAGCAGCUUCUAGAGGAAGUGGAAGACGACAUCGAAGAUCUGCGCGAUCUGUCCAGGGUGGUGGACACGCCCGCGGAUCUCUUCUCCUCCACUUCAUUUCUCAGACACUUUGGACUGACCCGCAUGAACAUCACAACCAGGAGAUUCUCAACUUGUUGACCUCGACACUUCGACUGGUGACUGCCGAACUAGAUCUGUCAAUUAGCUGCUCAAGAAACAAUUUUAAAGGGUCGUCCGAAAAUGUCAAAGGAGAGAAAUGACAUGCAUAGACAUCUUGACUUAUUGCGAUGCAAUGAAAGCAAUCGAUAUUAAACCUGACAUAGGCCUAUAUAAAUAUAAUACAUAUUAGAAAUGAUAUUGACCUCCAUUUGGUUUCAUAAACUAUAGAUCUAGUAGGCUUUUAAACUUUAGUUUUCCUCUGCACAUAACAAUUGACAUUACCCUAUAAUAGGAGCAUAUUAGACAAAGAAGAAGAUAAUUACGUCCUGUGCGUGUCGUGUUUUUUCUAUAUAAGUACUUAAGGUAUUGUUUUAAAAUGAUCUAUAUGUAGGAAGAAAAAAAAAGAUAGCAUACCUUAUUUUUACAAAGCUUAAAUCAAAUCACUGUGUCUGUCUUUCCGUCAUAUAAAAAGUUUGAACAUGUUUUUCCUCAUAUUUUCCAUUCUCGGAUCAAUUUAAAAGUUUGUACAAGUAUUCAUUGAACCUGACAAGACAUGAAUUAAUCAAUAAACUUGUUGGUGGCUUUCGCUUUUGUGGUAGAGGGGCCAGCCAUUUUUCGUUUGUCACGCUUUCUUCUGUGUCCAUAGCUUUCUUGGUCACCAUCUGUCUCCACGUAGUGCGGUCUAGGGCGAUGUCUUCCCAAGGGUCAGUAUCAAUAUUCACUGCUUUGAGGUCUCGAUUGAUUGCAUCCACGAAACGGAGGUGGGGGCGACCAGUUAUUCUUGAGUCAGACGCGAGUUGUCCUUAAAGAAUGAUUUUCGGGAUGCGAUUGUCCUCCAUCAGGCGAACAUGACAAAGCAAGCGCAGGCGUCGUUGUCUGAGGAUUGCAAAGAUGCUGGGAAGGCACGUUCGCGCAAGGAUCUCAGUAUUGCACACUCUCUCUUGCCGAGUGAUUUUCAAGAUUUUUCGGAGGAAUCCGCAAGUGGAAAGAGUUUAGUUUUCUCUCUUGCUUUUCAUAUAUAGGUAGUCCACGACUCACUGUCGUACAGUAGCGUGCUCAGAACGAAUACCUUGUAAACCUUUAUUUUGGUCGCUCUAUUGACUUUCUGGUUUUCCCAAACUCUUGGUCUGAAUCUAGCAAAGGUCGAUGCGACCUUCCCUAUGCGUUUUUUUUAAUCUCCUCUUCUAGAGACAGGUCAUCUUGAAUUGUGGAUCCAAGGUAGCAGAAUUCAUUUAAGGCAUCCAGCUUGUUAUUGUCAAAGAGGUUGUUUUUUUUUAAUAGACGUUUAUAUCUCUCUCUAGCAAUGUCUUGAAACAAGGUUGAAUAUUGCUCAUGACGUUUAUAUCUCUCUCUAGCAAUGUCUAGAAACAAGGCUGAAUAUUGCUCAUGACGUUUAUAUCUCUCUCUAGCAAUGUCUAGAAACAAAGUUGAAUAUUGCUCAUGACGUUUAUAUCUCUCUCUAGCAAUGUCUAGAAACAAGGUUGAAUAUUGCUCAUGACGUUUAUAUCUCUCUCUAGCAAUGUCUAGAAACAAGGUUGAAUAUUGCUCAUGACGUUUAUAUCUCUCUCUAGCAAUGUCUAGAAACAAGGUUGAAUAUUGCUCAUGACGUUUAUAUCUCUCUCUAGCAAUGUCUAGAAACAAGGUUGAAUAUUGCUCAUGACGUUUAUAUCUCUCUCUAGCAAUGUCUAGAAACAAGGUUGAAUAUUGCUCAUGACGUUUAUAUCUCUCUCUAGCAAUGUCUAGAAACAAGGUUGAAUAUUGCUCAUGACGUUUAUAUCUCUCUCUAGCAAUGUCUAGAAACAAGGUUGAAUAUUGCUCAUGACGUUUAUAUCUCUCUCUAGCAAUGUCUAGAAACAAAGUUGAAUAUUGCUCAUGUUAUUGAACACGCACAAACAUUGAAUCCAUUUGUUGGUUUGUCCAGUGCCCUACUAGAUUUAGUGUUUUAGUCAUUUUUAGUCUUUCAAAAUAACAUAAUGCAUAUUAUAUUGUCCUUUAUAGGCUGCUAGACAACUGGUUUGAACGUGUAUACUAUUGUAUUGAUUACAAUUAUCAAUAGUUUUUUCUGUAAUCAAACUUAACAUUCAUUAUCUAUCCAAAUGAAUACAAUUAGUUUUAUAUUCUUCUUCUCAAAAAUAGAAACACUCUCUGUCUCUUAUGCGAUCAGUAUUGUCACUUAUUAUUCAAACUUAAUAACUCUAUAGACCUGGCUAUGUUAUAACUCUAUAGACCUGGCUAUGUUAGAACUUAUUUCUAGAAACAUUGCAUUCAAAUGUUUUUAAUUACUUAUGAUUUUCACUGUUUUGUGACCUCACUAAGUUCAUGUACAGACAAAUUUCAAUUUAAAUGUUUGAUUUUCUAAUGCUCAUGUGAUAUUUGUGCUUUCGUUGCAUCUAUUACAUACAUAAAAAAGAACAAAGAAUUAAAUUAUUUAUUUUUUUGAAGUUACAUUUUUUUUACAUUUUAAUUAUAUAAUUUUUACUCACUAAAAACAGCACAGGUCGCCUUGUUUUUAUUAUACUAUUAUAGCAAUAAAAGCUUCAUAAAUUGUCUGAUUGGUAGAAUAGAAUUGCAUAGAUUGAAUAUAUUUUCAUUAAAUAUUGAAAAUAUGAUUGAAUCAACAGAAGUUAUUUCCCCUGAUGUUAUGUUGUUUUAAUUUAAGAAACUACAUUAUUUCAAUAGAAACUAAUGAUUGCAUGAUUAGCAUUUUUUUUUAAAAUGUUUUUUAAUUCAAAUAUUUUCUAAUAAAUAAUUUAUAUUAAUAACACAAAAACCAAUAAAAGAACAAAAUAACUGAAAACAAAGUUUAGAGGCCUGAAGUGAGACUAAACAUUUCAAUCAAUACAAAGUACAGUGCAUCAGUUCUAUAUACAACUGUUCUCUUACUGAAUACAAACCCUGAGAGCUUUGGUUACAAGAAAGAAAAUAAAACUACAUGAACUGUUCUUUUUACUUUGAAUUUAGUGCAUAAGAGAAUUUGGGUUUUUGGCACAUCAGCACAGUGCAUAACAGGAGCCAAUUUAUGGUCAUACAUCAACAUUGUCACAGAGCGUAAGAAUAAUUAAAACCUAGAUUUAAGAUAACAUUUACAAAAAAAAAAAGAAGAAAA
Messenger RNA from Biomphalaria glabrata, 6421 nucleotides. RefSeq lists its product as uncharacterized. The transcript has 4 exons. Lineage: Eukaryota; Metazoa; Mollusca; Gastropoda; Planorbidae. Bases 1816 to 3315 code for a protein of 499 amino acids. The record is from RefSeq and is a predicted model, not a curated record.